Messenger RNA from Dreissena polymorpha, 2986 nucleotides. RefSeq lists its product as uncharacterized. NCBI's taxonomy places the organism in Eukaryota, Metazoa, Mollusca, Bivalvia, Myida, Dreissenidae. The coding region runs from base 30 to 761 and encodes 243 amino acids. The transcript is spliced from 5 exons. The record is from RefSeq and is a predicted model, not a curated record.
GUCCGGAUGUCGACAUACUACACGGCGAUAUGAUCGUGUUCAAGUGCGACUUCUCCCAAAACCGCGGCGUUAGGGCUGUAUGGAACGAUAUAGACAGGGCAAGAACUGAGGUCGAGUAUCCACCUAGUCAAGUGAACAAGUCGGACAUAUUGUGCAGGAAAAAUGACACUAAUUUCGUCUUGACAUGCGAGUCCGAUAACGUCACAAGGGCCACGUGCUCCAAUAAUGGGAAGAUAACUCUGAAACUGAAAACCACAACAGGAUUUGAACCGUAUUCUACGUCGUUCGCGAUGAAUUUGCAAGAGAAGAGUAUCAGAGCGUCAUCGCCGAUUGCAAAUAACGUGUCUGAAUCCACCGUAUUCAGCGUAAGGUGUAGUGUGAGCGGGGUUUGCAAGUCAUACAAGAUGCAUAUCUACGCGUAUGAGACAUACACCAAGAAAACCAGAAUUGACGGAUCUAAGUUCAACUGUGAAAGUUCUUUCAAUAAUACUAACGGCCAUACGCUCGCAUGUAACGACGAAAUUAAGGGCGACGACAUUCGUAAAGGCAAAACAAAAAUCACGUGCGCCUUGGUGGAUGGUAUGAAUGAAUCAACAGAACAAGAGACGGAGAUUCAGUUUCCCAAAUGUUGCGAAAAGAAAAACAAGUCAGAUCCAAACUGCACAUGUCCUUACUGCAACACAGACAAAUGGUGUCGCGCAUACUCAAAGGCACUUAUCACGGACACGAAUUCAACGUUAAAAUGUGACACCAACUGUUGAUGCAUCUUCGAUAUGAACGACAUGCACUUUACACGAACUUGUAAACUGUUUGCUUCUUUAUGGAUCAGCAUUAAAUUACAUUGCUCAUUUAUGUAUGUAUGUUUGUUAUUCAAUCUUUGAACAUUGUGUAUGUUUAUUAACAUUUCGUCCCUAAAAUUCAGUAUCUGCCAAGCUGUGGGUGAUCCUUUUGUACGUGUGACUACCAAAAAUUAAUUAUUUAUUUUUCAACUAUUUUUAUUUCCAUAUGUUAUUUGUCUUUGUACUUUGUCUUGUAAAAAGGUACUUUUAUCGUGGGAGCUUUAUGUAAAAAUUAUUUAAAUAAUGUUUUAGUUUAAAUAAAGCUUUUAGACGCACAAUUUGAAAUUAUCGUCGGAAUACGAUUGUAAAUGUUCUUUUCGUAUUGUGUUUGUCUCAUUAGACUGUCAUUUCUGGUCACACAACUUUACAUGGUACAUCAUAAUAUAUCGAUAAUUAAUGUACUGUCGCUAUGUGUAAUGGAGAUAAUUCUAUCUAGAAAGUUUCAAGUUUGAAUGUUGUUUGACUGUUAUAUUAUUCUAUUUCAAUAAUCAGCGUAACUUGUGAAAUUCGUGUGUACUAAAAUAUAGCAAAUAACGUCCAAUCAUUUGAUUAAGAAAGUGUAAGUUAUGGUAUUUGUAAGUUUUACUAAGUGUAAAUCAGAAAAGUUGAUAAAGGAAAGCAAUACAUAAAUAUAAAGAGAUAAAGCUUGUCUUCAAGAACGCAUAUAAAGUUUGUUCCUAUAACGUUAGUAAUGCACUAAUCAGAUGGAGGCAGUGUAGCGGCCGCGACAUUUGUUUUUGUUUUUGGUGUUAGUCGGUAGCGCUUAUAAGCACAUUUAGCAAAUUGAAAACAACAACAGAUUUUUCAUAUAAAUGUUAUGUUGAAACCAAUAGCAUUAAUCAUGUGCAUCGAACAUGUGCAAUAUGUAUGACUCUAUAAUCCUUACCUUAUUUACAUGAUUGUUUAUACUGUGAAGCUUUUGUGAAAUCAUUGAGCCCAUAAAAAGUUGUCAUAAACCAAUUAUUGCAAUUCUAAUAUUUUUCGCAUUAUGUAGCUUUUUUAUUUUGUGACUGUUUUAUUGUAUACAUAUUGGUUGAUGCUGUGACAUUUGGUCGUUAAGUCAUAUGUGGGUUUAUGUUAAUAGUUGACUUGUACUUUUAACAGAUGUGAUGUGUUUUGUUGGUGUGACAGGAUGGGGGUCUUUGUGCCGCAGGUUGUGUGUGUUAUUUCUUUAGACAAUAUUGACUAAUUACAAUUUUAAUGUUAACAUAUUUAUUUUGCAAUGACUAACAAACAUUUCAAUGCGAUCGAGGAAUGCUUAAUACAAAUAAAUAAAUGGCAUAUUUAAAAAAUAAAUAAUAUUAUAGAUACAAUGUGUGUAUACAAAAUUAGUUAUAUUUACUCUUAUAUCAUGCAGAAAAAUGUCUCCAUGUGUCGUUCGAUAUAAUCUUAACAGAUCAGUGGGAUUUCCCAACAGUGUUUUAUUUACAUUCAUAAAUUUUGAACUGUUCAAAAUAAAAAUCUUUGCAAUUGUAUAAAACUGUACAAUCGUUUUGUGAUACUUCUUUUUAUGAAUUUUUCAUCUUUAAUUAACAAGAUUUGUAUACAUUUAGAUUUUUUUUAAAGAGAUAUUGUAUAUAUCUUAAAGAACAUUAGAGGCAUUAGAAAUUUGAAUUUGAAAAUUCUCGUAAAGUAGAUGAGUUUGAAUGAAUAGUCCAAUAUGAAUAACCAAAGGAGUCAAUAUAUCGAACACUACGUUUAUGACGUAAUUAGAAGAACUGAAAGUUUAUAGCAGGUAUUUGUAGAGGGUAGUACAUUUACGAAUGUAUUGUCAAAACGAUAAUUCACAACUGUUUGGCGUCUUGAAAAAAUAAGAGUAAGGUCAAGUUUGUACCGCAAAGAAUCUUUAACAAACAAUUUAAGCAAACAGAAACGUGUGCACUUUGGUGAUUGUAUUGUCAGUUUUGCCAUCACACCGACCGUCCAUUAGUGUGUGUAUACUUGAAGCUUAUAAUUAAUUUUACCGAAUAAUAUUGACCUUGACCUUAUGUUUAAUUCUUAAUUGGAAUUAUUCAAAAUAUUUCCUCUUGGUGAACUAUAUUUUGAUUUUGAUUUUUUUGCAAUCUGUAAUUACGUUUUGCAUAGUUCGUAAAUGCUACCACAGUUAAUUGGUUAUAACAAUAUUAACCUAUUAUAUCAUAUCUACC